This is a messenger RNA of Panicum hallii, 2067 nucleotides long. RefSeq names its product protein CHUP1, chloroplastic-like. Gene Ontology annotation, cellular component: chloroplast outer membrane. Bases 1 to 1968 code for a protein of 655 amino acids. NCBI's taxonomy places the organism in Eukaryota, Viridiplantae, Streptophyta, Magnoliopsida, Poales, Poaceae. The record is from RefSeq and is a predicted model, not a curated record. Gene Ontology annotation, biological process: chloroplast organization. The transcript is spliced from 6 exons.
AUGGUGGCCGGCCGCGUCAAGGCGGCCAUGGGCUUCCAGCGGAGCCCGGCGACGCCCAGGCCCUCCUCCUCCUCCUCGUCCGCGCGCAAGGCCCCGGCGCCGGCGCCGUUGCAGCUCCCCGGAUCCGCGGCCUCGGGGGCGGGGCAGCCGGAGACGCCGCGGCGGCGGUCGUCCGGCUCGCCGGCGCCGUCGGGGUCGGGGUCCAAGGCGGGGCCAUUCUCGCGCUACUUCCCGCGCUCGUCCGCGCAGGUGCAGCCGGCGCGCCCGGCGUCCGAGCCCGCCGAGCUCGUCCGCCUCGUCGAGGAGCUGCAGGAGCGGGAGUCGCGGCUCCGGACCGAGCUGCUGGAGCACAAGAUCCUCAAGGAGACCGUCGCCAUCGUGCCGUUCCUCGAGACCGAGCUCGCCGCCAAAAGCAGCGAGCUCGGUCGGUGCCGGGACGCGCUGUCCCGGCUCGAGACCGAGAACGCGCGCCUGCGCGCCGAGCUCGACGCUGCCGUGGCGGCCGCGAGGAGCAAUGAGCAGAGGGUUCUGGAGAUGGAGGAGGAGUUGGCGGAGGUGAGGAGGCGGCGGCGGGAGGCGGCGGCCGAGCCCGAUGACUGCUCGUCGUCGGCGUCCUCGGACAACUCCGAGCGCUCCAAUGCGGCGACCAACUCGGUCAUGCCAGCGAAGGUAGUGGCCGGGUUGUCGGUUCUUCCUCCCCCCGCGCCUCCUCCUCCUCCGCCACCGCCGCCAAUGCCGGCGCCUUACAAGUCCAGGUCCUACUUCUCCGGCUCGUCGCGCGCCUCGCCGGCGAACUCCUCAUCCAGUUCCUCCUCGUCCGCGCCAUCAACGCCGACCUACUCUUCAGAUACCGCGGCGUCAAGAAGCCGCGUGCCGGAGCUCUCCAAGCUCCCGCCGAUACCUGCCCCGCCGCCGCCACCGCCGCCGCCGCCGCCACCGUCAAUGCCGACGCGCGGACGCCGCAGCGCGACCUCGUCACCGUCGACCUCAAGCAGCAGCAGCAGCGGAGGCGCAGGACCUCCGGCUCCACCGCCACCACCUCCACCUGCGACGAGGAGGACCUCCAAGGCGUCCUCCCCUGCGACUUCAGCGUCGAUUCCGGCGCCCGCUCCAUGCGUGAGGCGAGUCCCAGAGGUGGUGGAGUUUUACCACUCGCUAAUGCGGAGAGACUCGAGGUCGAGGGACACCGGCGCAACCGGUGACGGAGGCGCCGGCGGGAGUGCCGCCGCGGCGAGGGACAUGAUCGGCGAGAUCGAGAAUCGCUCCGCUCAUCUUCUUGCGAUCAAAUCGGACGUGGAGAGGCAGGGCGACUUCAUCCGGUUCCUGAUCAAGGAGGUGCAGAGCGCAGCGUUUGCUGACAUCGAGGACGUGGUCACCUUCGUCAAGUGGCUCGACGUUGAGCUCUCACGCCUGGUGGAUGAGAGGGCGGUGCUGAAGCAUUUCGACUGGCCGGAGGGGAAGGCCGACGCAUUGCGGGAGGCUGCGUUUGGGUACCGUGACUUGAAGAAGAUCGAGUCGGAGGCGUCAUCGUUCUCUGAUGACCCCCGGCAGCCCUGCUCGUCUGCUCUCAAGAAGAUGCAAGCUCUCUUCGAGAAGUUGGAGCAUGGAGUGUACGGCCUUGUGCGUGUGCGGGAUGGUGCGAUGAGUCGGUACCGCGGGUACCAAAUCCCAUGGGAGUGGAUGCAGGACACUGGAAUUGUUAGUCAGAUCAAAUUACAAUCAGUGAAGCUAGCAAUGAAGUAUCUGAGAAGGGUUUCUUCAGAGCUUGAGGCCAUAAAAGGUGGCCCUGACGAAGAGGAGCUAAUGCUCCAAGGAGUCCGGUUCGCCUUCAGAGUACACCAGUUUGCAGGUGGCUUUGAUGGUGACACGAUGCGAGCCUUUCAAGAGCUCAAGGAGAAGGCUUUCCAGUCUCAGCGGGAAAUUCAAACUCAACAUCUGCAUCAGCAAAGACUCGCUGGCAGAAGUUGAAAUCAUGUAUUUAUAGCAGUCCAUUACUAUAGGAUAGUGGAAAUGUCUUUACUCAGCCAAAUACUCAAUUUAUCAGCGAGAAGCUAUUUCACAUCUUCA